Molecule: messenger RNA, 3195 nt
Organism: Brienomyrus brachyistius
Lineage: Eukaryota; Metazoa; Chordata; Actinopteri; Osteoglossiformes; Mormyridae
Gene: osgin2
Product: oxidative stress induced growth inhibitor family member 2
Exons: 6
Coding region: 311-1942 (543 amino acids)
Molecular function (GO): oxidoreductase activity
Source: RefSeq, a predicted model, not a curated record
UGCAGCGACUCGGCAGAGAUCAGCAGGUCUGCAGGAUCUGCGCUCCUGCUCCACUUCAGCGGGGAAUCACGGACUGAUCUAAUGCUCUGUAUUACAUCCUGGUUAUUUUCAGUUCAGUACGGCGCCACAUUUUUAGGACGGAGCUUUUAUUUAGAAUAUGUUUUAUAUUUGCAUUCGGGGCGCCAAUGACUGAAAUUUCGUCGCUCGAUAGUGUCCACUUUACCCUGCAGUAGUGGCAUCCGUGGAGAUCGGGGGAUCAUGUAAUCUCAUGACUUCUGAUAGAUCCUCCCAGUAAUGACCAGCGCUAUUUAUGCUGCUUAGAAUUAGCAGGCAUCGGACCACCGUAGCAAGAAGGAUUGCGCUUGGGAAUACAACUGCGCUGAGUAACAGAGCAGACCCUUGGUGGCCAGUGCCAGCUCUGGCUGCCGCGAUGCCCUUUCUGGAGGAAAACUCUCUGCUUGGAGAGCACCCCGUCACUCUGCCAGUGGUCAUCAUCGGGAAUGGACCAUCCGGAAUAUGCUUAUCCUAUUUGCUCAGCGGCUAUACACCUUACCUGGACCCUGCAGCAGUUCAUCCAAAUCCAGUCCUCUACAGAAAACUGCAGGAAUCAAAGUACCUUGCCGUCAUUGAGCAGGACUUAGAGUACCUGAACGAAGGCCUGGAGGGUCGCUCCACCAACCCGGUGGCUGUCUUGUUUGACACACUGCUGCACCCCAAUGCAGACGCGGGCUACGAUUUACCCUCCGUACUCCAGUGGAGGUUGGAGACCCAGCACCACAUUCCCCACUUGGUUCUGGGUCGAGCUGCGCCUGGGGGUGCCUGGAAUGCAAUGGAGGGAUCCAUGUUGACAAUCAGCCUGGGAAUCUGGAUGGAGCUCCCUGGGGUAAACUAUAGAGAUGUAGCCACAGGGAAGCGAAGGGGAAAGGCAAACGCCAGAGCCACGUCAGAAGAGGUUUCCUCCUACUACAGAAACUAUGUGAAGCUCAUGGGUCUCCAGAAGAAUUUUGUGGACAAUGUAUAUGUGACCUCUGUACGGAAGCUUCACAGGGAGCAGGAGGGAGACUUGGUUGAUGGAGAAAUGGAGGUGCGAGUGAAAGGUGGUGCCCCCAGCGUGCCACCCAAGGCUCUCUGGGAAGUCAGGGGCUACCAGAGUGUUCAAGGGGACUCCCAUAUGCCGUUUAGCAUCUUCGCAGAAAAUGUGGUUCUGGCCACCGGUGCCUCUGACUCUCCAGCCAGACUGGGAGUGGAAGGGGAGAACUUGCCGUUUGUCUUCCACAGCAUUUGUGCCCUGGGGGUAGCCAUCAGAGAGCGUAGCCUCGGCCGGGAGUCGGAUCCAGUGCUGCUCGUGGGCGCAGGGUUGAGUGCGGCCGAUGCCGCGCUGUUCGCCUCCAGCAGCGGGGUCACCGUGCUGCACGCCUUCAGGAAGCGUGUGGAUGACCCGGGGAUGAUCUUCAAGCAGCUGCCCAAGACGAUGUACCCUGAAUAUCACAAGGUCUAUCACAUGAUGUGCUCACAGAGCCACACUGCCGCUGCCUCCGGCCUGUUCCCAGACUACACCAGUUUCCCUGAGCACUGUGUUGUCUCCUUUCAGCCUGAUGUAAAAUGCGUGCUGAGGAAUGGCAACAAUUUGAAGACCUUUAAGAUCUCCAUGGCCUUGGUGCUCAUUGGCACCAAUCCCAACCUGUUUUUCCUUAAAGAUCAAGGCCAGUAUCUCGGCCUUGAUCCCCACAAGCCUAUUUCCUGCAAGCAGAACCCCAUUGACAUCCACCCCUACACAUUUGAGUGUGUGAAAGAGGCUAGCCUGUUUGCCAUGGGUCCUCUGGUUGGUGACAAUUUUGUACGCUUCCUGAAGGGCGGCGCUCUUGGCAUUGCCAGCUGCCUGAGAAGACAAAAGAAGAAAGGGAAGCUGAUUGCUGAUAGUGGAGGUGGGGGGAUAGCUUAAAUAUGGGGGUGGGCAGGGAAUGCGAGAAUGGGACAAGAGUCUGUGCCAUACUUGCUGUCUGUAUGCAGUGCAGCCUUCUGUUUUUUUAAGUGUGCAACAUGCUUAAAACUUGAAAGUGUACAAGUGACUGUAGACCAGAGAUGCACACGGCAAAUUCUCAGUGAUCAAUCUACUGUACUGUGAAUGAUAAAGGUACAAGGCUGGGUCUGAGGGUUCAGAUAAUUAGAUUUUAUUCAUCCUGAUAUCUCAGAAGCUUCUCUGUUGAACACCACCGACAGAUAAAUCUUUGUUUAGGGACCAGAGAGCCGAAUGAAGUUACAUAAAUUUUGUCUCAUUGGAUUCAUUUAAGCGACUCAAAAGACUCAGCAGUGCCAACCUCAAUGCCCAGUUUUACCAAACGACCCAAAGUUUUGUUGAUGUUUUCUAAUGGCCCGACACCGGGCCUCAUGACAGUUAAGAGGCCUCCUAUGCAAGUCUGUAUUUUAAAAAAGGAUGUAUGUUAAAUGUAUGUUAAUGAUUGGGAAAGUACACAGGAAUAUCCUUCUGUAAAUUAUGAUGUUCGCAUUUCUCUGCUGUGCCAAAAUCCUGAACGGAGGAUGUACAAUCUUUUAUUUAAAAAACCUUAAUACAAACAGGUUGUGCUCCCUAUGUGCAAGGACGCCUCUGCCGUCCUUGGCCAGUCCCUGCCUGCUAUCCACCGAAUUCAAGCAACAAAUGCCAACAUUAGUAUAGAAAAACAGAGUUCUGUAUCAACUGUCUACAGCUGGGGAUGUUUGCUCCUGAUUUAGGAAAGCGCUUGUAUCUUCUUUUUUUUUUAUUUUAGUGUACAAUAUCCAGUAUUGGUGUACCCAAUUUCCAGCCCAGUUAUCACAACCAACCAGUUCAGUAGGGCAAGAGAUUUAAUUAGUUCCAUUAGGGAAAUUAUUUAACAGACUAUUUCCUUGGUCAUCGGUUGUCAAAACCCGUAGAUUCCAGCCCCUUCCGUCUGUCGUUUUCACCUGUGACAAACCUGAUUUCGAUGAGAAGACGACGCACUGUGCUUGGGGUCAUGUUGGCCCCGACAUUGGGGGCGACAGACCCUUCAGGACGGGACUGAACCACGUUUCCUAACCUAAGCUGUGCAAAUUGAUAACAGCAUGUUUAUUUAAAUCCCAGCAAGUUGAAUAUGAUGUAACAUUAAACACAAAUGAGGUAUUAAUGUUUUGUACACAGUACUUUUUUUAUUAUGAACAAAUAAAAUGUUUUAAAAAGUA